AUGACCACAGCAGCCACUAUGUCGAUUGCAGAAACAUCCACGGUUUCAAGGCCGUUCCCUCUGAAGCAUUUUGGCUCUUAUUCGCCAAGGAAAUCUUUACCUGCAGUUUGGAUGCGUUCAGGGACUUCAAAAGGCCUCUUCAUCCACCGAAGCGAUCUGCCCGACGCAACCGAAGAUUGGGCUCCCAUUUUACUAUCGGCAAUGGGAUCAUCGGGCUCCAGGGGAAAGCAGAUCGAUGGAAUCGGUGGAGCUACCUCAACUACCUCGAAAGUGGCAGUUAUUGCGAAAUCGACACGACCCGGCAUCGAUGUGGACUAUACUUUCGUACAGGUUGCUCCUGAUCAAGCAAAGAUUGAUAUGACAGGGAACUGUGGAAACAUCGCGUCUGGUGUAGGACCAUUUUCGGUAGAUGAAGGACUAGUUGUGGCAAUGCCGGGCCAAAAAGAGGCGAGUGGUAGCAGGAUAUUUGUUGGUUAUUUGCUAACUGAUCAUCAGAUCAGUGUUCGUGUCUACAACACAAAUACCCAAAAAGCCAUUUUGGAAACGAUUCAACUUUCUCCGGUUGGUAAAUUCCGAGAAGAUGGCACCUGUCGCAUUCCCGGUGUUGAGGGAACAUCUAGCCCGAUCAAGGUCGCUUUCCUUAAUCCUGCAGGUAGCAUGACUGGGAAGAUGUUUCCAAGUGGUGCGAAGCAAGAGAUUCUCACACUUCAAUCGCCGAAUCUGGGUGCUGUUCACGUUCGAGUGAGUCUUGUCGAUGCAGGAAACCCAUUUGUACUUGUCGAUUCCGGCUCUCUGAACGUUGAGGGUAAAUCCAUGUGUCCAUUUUCACUGGACACCGAUCUUGGCGUGCUUGCCGAGGAGAUCAGACGAAACGGUGCAGUGCAAUUCGGACUAGCCUCUGAUGUGGAGAGCGCAGGACUGGUUCGAGGCACACCGAAGAUCGCAUUCUUAUCUGCACCCGCGGAGGAAACUUCGGAUAUUGAUGUGCUUGCAUUUUCCAUGGGGAAGCCGCAUCCCAGUAUUCAAAUGACGGGUGUUGUUUGUAUUGGGGCUGCAAUGGCCAUUUAUGGAACUGUUGCGUGGCAUUUGUCCAGGGCAUCGGAUAGUCAGGUUCCCAAACAUGGAAUGAAUGUUGGAGGCCAGAGGAUUGCGAAUCCUGUCCCCGUGCGAAUUCGACAUCCUGCCGGUGUCAUAGAGACUGAGACUGUCCUGGAUAUGAGAGGUGAAGGUGAUGUUGAUGUGGAGCAAGUGGCAGUUAUGAGAACCGCGCGACGGCUAUUCGAGGGUAAUGUUUUCUACAGGGCGUGA
This is a messenger RNA of Penicillium salamii, 1308 nucleotides long. NCBI's taxonomy places the organism in Eukaryota, Fungi, Ascomycota, Eurotiomycetes, Eurotiales, Aspergillaceae. The record is from the annotation of a GenBank genome assembly.